This is a messenger RNA of Sordaria macrospora k-hell, 765 nucleotides long. RefSeq lists its product as uncharacterized. The record is from RefSeq and is a predicted model, not a curated record. Lineage: Eukaryota; Fungi; Ascomycota; Sordariomycetes; Sordariales; Sordariaceae. Gene Ontology annotation, molecular function: 2-methoxy-6-polyprenyl-1,4-benzoquinol methyltransferase activity. Gene Ontology annotation, cellular component: mitochondrion. Gene Ontology annotation, biological process: ubiquinone biosynthetic process.
AUGAACCCUCUACGACACGACUUCAUCCAGACCUGCCGUUCCUCCUCCCCUUACUCCUCCUUUACCGUCCUAACCGAGGACUCCUCCGACAUCCUCCCUCCCACUUCCGACGCCGCACAUAACACCACACACAACACCUUCAACGUGCAAAAACUGCGCUACCUCGACAUCGGCUGCGGCGGCGGCAUCUUCGCCGAGUCCGCCGCCCGCCUGCCCACUACAUCUUCGGUCCUCGCCAUCGACCCCUCCCCAGGCGUGCUAGCCAUCGCCCGCUCCCACGCCAAGAAAGAUCCGAGCUUGUCGCCCAAGCUGACCUACCUCUCCUCGACCAUCGAGUCCCUCCCAACACUCAAGCCCGAAGCGGUGCAAAAGAAAUUCGACGUGGUCUCUUGCUUCGAAGUAAUCGAGCACGUCGAUCAUCCUGCUCUGUUCCUCGACCACGUGGCGCAGUUCGUGAAACCCGGAGGGUGGUUGGUCAUGAGCACGAUCGCAAGGACCUGGACAAGUUGGUUUACGACGAAUUUCAUGGCCGAGGAUGUGUUGGGGAUUGUGCCCAAGGGGACGCAUGAUUGGCACAAGUAUAUCAAUGAGUAUGAGCUGAGAGGCUACUUUGAGGAGACGGAGGAGAAGAGGAGGUUUUGGGGACGACCGAGGGCCAUGGGUGUGGUUUAUGUGCCGGGUUUGGGGUGGAAGGAGGUGCCAGGGAGCGAGAAGGUGGGCAACUACUUUUUGGGGGUACAAAGGUUGGCUGGUGAGGAUGCUUGA